AUGGUGGUGAUGCCUAUUGCUCUAUGGCAUCGACGAAACUCGCCAAGACCAUGUGACGACUCGCGCCUUCCUCGCCAGCGUUUGCACAACGUCCGAGCUCCCAAACACGCAGCUUCUCAACUUCACCUCGACCCCGAACAGGAAAUACAACAUCACAUCUAUUGGCAGCCAGCAACAUGUCGAACUUGGCGUGAGAGCGCAUCAACAGAACGAGAACACCACAGCAUUACCACCACUCUCGUAAUAACAAUGUCGGACGUGGCGAGGUACUACCACUCUUCGCUGUACGCGUUCAACGCGCAAGCGCGCUCUGCAGUCAUCGGCACGUUCAACGAGGUUAUCCAGGAUGUGGCGGUUCGUUCUUGGUAUGAUGGCGCGCAGGAGAUUUUCCUUCUCGAAUGCCCCAAUACCUUGGGCUCGAUGGCGGAUGAUGCAUUGACCACGAUUAUUAUGAAGUACAUCGAACAGGAGCUUGACGAUGCUGAGAACGAAGAGCGUAGACCCAAUAUACUCCGCUUUCCAGAGAGUCGAUUCGAUGCGCUCGACAGCUUUGCCGAGCAAAGACAGGAGGACGAAGAAGACCUCACCAUGUCGGCUCCCCUUGUCAGCGGCAGGCCUUCGGUGACACACCUGGUCAUCGUUGGGCCAGCAGAAGGCAAAAUGCUGAGAUUCUUCAGAUUGGAUGAGCUCGCCGGUGAUCUACUCGAACGAACUUUGGCUCCUUUCAACGAAAGAGCACAGAGAGUCGUCAACGAUGGCUUGACUUGCAGAGCUGUCCGGUGGAUCGAAGAGACUGGCCGCUACGCAUUCAAUGGCAGAACGGGCACCGGCCGUAUUUCACUCGAGACAGCGGGCGAGAAUCAGCUGGCGCUCCCGCGAUUCGAGCGUCUCCACGACACGCGUACUUUCGAUGCCGAUGCCAACAACUCAGCUGCACGGACGUGGGCUCAUGUCGGCGAAGCGCCUACAGUCGAGAAGUGGGUGCAGGGCAUUGGCGAGACGAGACAAGAAGAUCCGGCCGAAAAGGCCGACAUGCCGAAAGAUGCAAGGAACCUGAUCGCAGCAACAGACUCAUACGCCAUUGGACGGGUGCGCGUACCCAAGGGAGCUCAGGCGCUGGACGAUGACCCGGCAGACUCUGAGACUUCUGCAGACGAGCGACCGCCAACUGGUGCCUUCAAUAACCUAUUGAAGGGCCAGAUGGGGAGCAUUGACGGUUCGGGAGAUGACUCGGAUUCUGAUGAGGCGGAGGAGCCUGCAUUUGCUGAUCUCCUCGGCUCUAACAGCAGCAAACAAGUUGCGGCGUCCAUGCGGCGAUCGUUCUCUGGCGACUGGGGCCUAUUGAGCAGCCCAGAAGCUCGCCUGACUGCUUGGACCAACGCGCGACCAGCGGGAGUGAUGCCAACACGUCGACCGCAGCGAGACACGCCACAGCGUCCGCCAUCGAGUACACAGCAGCUCGAGAACUUUCCACCGCUUGAAUUGAAUUUGCGACCAUGCCAGCAGACGCCAUCGCCGGUAAAACAACCACUCAUAGAGCAGUCUCCUCAAUCUCAACGUCUGCCACGGCAACGCGCUGUUACGAGGGCUUCUCAGGAUACAGCCCUCCGGCAGAGAAAGGUCAGUGCAAGAGAUGACAACAGUAGCUUUCCAGACUAUGGAAAAGACUUCUCGGGUGUCGAUCGGAAGGGUCUGCACGCACCAGCGGCAGCACUGGCCAAAUGGGAGAUUGAGAACUACACGGAGCAGAAGCCCAAGUCGAAGCGACAGCAAGUCUUGCUACGCCAAAGAGAAAUCUCUGGAAGUGGUUUCUCACCCGCGCCAACAGACCGCAGUGACUUUGGCAACCGGGAGUCGCAAACAGGGACGCGAGGCUCCCGCGCUGAUUCUGGUGUCUGUGCUUCUGAAGACACUCUUGUCAAUACACCAGCCCAAGCAGAACCCGAGUGGGUCAACAAUGUCGUCCAGCCACGCGUUCAAACGGUAAGACUUGUCGAAGAACGAUCACGCUCCUCUGAUCGCUUACCAGAAGCGCCACCUGGCUUCCUCGCCCCCAGAGUUCCUCGAAUUAAGCCUGAUCAGGUCUCUGCUAGCCCUGGUGUCAAGGAGUCCGACGGCCAGCUCAUCGAUGUCGAACCGAAUGUCCUUGAAGACGUGCCGAGCCAGCCUCCUGCGAGUAUUUUUGCCAAUAUGCAGAACCCUCUGGUGCCGACUUCGUCUGAAUCCACCUCUCAGGCACGCCAGGAACGCCCCACAGGCGACGGAGGCUCGCAAGAUGUCAUCGUCGAACGUGUACAGACGCUACCAGCAAAUUACACACUCAAGCGCAACACAAUGCGGCAGAAAGCCACCAAGAAACACAAAUCGAAGAACACGCUGAAGGGUGGUGCCAAGUCUGCCGCAAAGAAGGUCGAGCUUCCACUGCCUUCGCCUCCGCCGCCACCGAAGCCGAAGCUAGCACCCUUGCCUCAGACCAGUGAGCAGAAGCCUCGCAUCAAGACGACGCAAGCAGAAGAACACGGCGGAGCUCCAAAUAUCUCUAAAGCACCUCCUAGCUCCAGCAUCGUUAGCGAGUCCCAUGCUUUCGGACAAGCACUGCUUGACAUCCGACAGCUGUCCAUGCUUAAAGCACAGAGUGCAGACGCAGAGUCAGAUACCGCCCAACCACUGGAGACGGUCAAGCUAGCAUGCCAAAUCGGCAUCGUUUUGCUGCGUGGUCUCGACAAGUCGCUCCGACAACGCACCAAUGAGCCCGAGGUACUGCAGCACAAGCUGAGUGCCACGUCGACCGACUUCAAACGAGAUUUGUUCAGCCGCGUCACCACUUCCAACAACGAUGCGAAGGCAUUGAUCGCACUCAUGAGCAAGAGCGAUGGAGACUUCGUCACUGACGUCUUUUACGACGUCAUCAUUCGGGACGAUACUGGCGCUUUCUUGACCAUCACCAUUCCCUCCGCCGACAAGGAGAGCUAUACCAUCAAGUCUCAAGAUCAGAUAUUGACAGAGGCCUGCGCUCACUUCCCGACCAGAGUCUGGGAUGUGAAAUAUGCUAUUCUCAGGCCGGCCAGCGAAGGUGACACGCCAGCAUCAAAGGCAGUCAAAGAGUUUGUUGCUUCCAUGAAGAGUGCUGAGGAUGCACCGUCUUUCAGAGCAAUGGUCUCCAUCGGCGUGUUCACGCUCGAGAGAGUCCUUGCGAAGAGAGUGUUCCACCAGACAGCUGACGGUAUCACGACGAAGGUCGUGCAGGUGCAGGAUCUUUUCAUGGAGCCGGCCGACCACGAGCAUCACAACAUCCAAGUCAUUGCGCUGUCCGAAGAGCGUAUGGCCGAGGAACAACGACUGUGGUGGGAAGCGAGCUGGGAGACUACUGAUGUGAUGGCGGCAGAGGAGCUCGAGUCGCGAGUAAACCAGGUCGUCUGUAGUAUGGACCAUGUCGGUCUUGAGAACCAGGGGCCGUGGGUGAGGAUGGAGGAAAGCGAUGAGGGAGAGCGUCCGAUCGUGCCUGCGGACGCUAUUUUGUGGUGA
Fulvia fulva is the source of this 3525-nucleotide messenger RNA. RefSeq lists its product as uncharacterized. The transcript is spliced from 4 exons. The record is from RefSeq and is a predicted model, not a curated record. Bases 1 to 3525 code for a protein of 1174 amino acids. NCBI's taxonomy places the organism in Eukaryota, Fungi, Ascomycota, Dothideomycetes, Mycosphaerellales, Mycosphaerellaceae.